UGCUCCUCUGGAGUUUUGCAGCAAGUCCAGGAUGUGGGAUCUACUCUGUGUAGCUAUGAACUACUGCCCUCAGAAUAUACUACAGACCCAAGAGCUGCCAAGUUGUGUCCUAAAUAUCCUGUUCCAGAGAGUGCACCUAUUCCAUUCUUCCAUCGCUGUGCUCCUGUGAACAUUUCCUGCUAUGCCAAGUUUGCAGAGGCCCUGAUCACCUUUGUCAGUGACAGUAGUGUCUUACACAGGCUGAUUAGUGGAGUUAUGACCAGCAAAGAGAUUAUAAUGGGACUUUGCUUGUUGUCACUAGUGUUGUCCAUGAUUUUGAUGGUUAUAAUCAGGUACAUUUCAAGAGUACUUGUCUGGAUUUUAACAAUUCUUGUCAUUCUGGGAUCACUUGGUGGUACAGGAGUCCUGUGGUGGCUCUAUGCUAAAGAACGAAUGUCUGCCAGUGCUGUUGAGACUCAAAUAGCCAAAGAAAAUCUUCAGGCUCUCCUGAUAUAUGCCAUUUCAGCUACUGUCUUCACGGUUAUCUUGCUGUUGAUAAUGUUAAUUAUGCGCAAACGAGUAGCUCUCACUAUUGCCUUGUUCCAUGUGGCCGGCAAGGUCUUUAUUCAUCUGCCACUGCUAGUCUUCCAGCCACUUUGGACAUUCUUUGUGCUUAUCAUCUUCUGGACAUAUUGGACCACAGUCCUACUUUUCCUUGGUACUACAGGUAAUCCUGUCCCAAAUGAAGAAGGAUUUGUUGAGUUUCGGAUGGCUGGCCCCCUGAAGUACAUGUGGUGGUACCAUGUAGUAGGACUCAUCUGGAUCAGUGAGUUUAUCCUAGCCUGUCAGCAGAUGACAGUAGCAGGAGCUGUUGUGACGUACUAUUUUACAAGGGAGAAAAGGAAUCUGCCAUUUGCUCCUAUCCUGGCAUCUGUUAACCGCCUUGUCUGUUACCACCUAGGAACAGUUGCAAAGGGGUCUUUCAUUAUCACAUUAGUGAAGAUACCACGAAUGAUUCUUAUGUAUAUUCAUACACAACUCAAAGGAAAAGAAAAUGCUUGUGCUCGCUGUAUGCUUAAAGCCUGCAUCUGCUGCCUUUGGUGUCUAGAAAAGUGCCUGACCUAUUUAAAUCAGAAUGCAUACACAGCCACAGCUAUCAACAGCACCAGCUUCUGCACCUCAGCAAAGGAUGCCUUUGUUAUUCUAGUAGAGAAUGCUUUGCGAGUGGCUGCCAUAAACACUGUUGGGGAUUUUAUGUUGUUCCUUGGAAAGGUCCUGAUUGUCUGCAGUACAGGUUUGGCUGGAAUUAUGUUGCUGAAUUAUCAACGAGAUUACACUACCUGGGUGCUGCCUCUCAUAAUUGUCUGCCUCUUUGCGUUCCUGGUUGCUCACUGCUUCCUUUCCAUUUAUGAAAUGGUUGUUGAUGUCCUUUUCUUAUGUUUUGCCAUCGAUACAAAAUACAAUGAUGGAAGCCCUGGGAGGGAAUUCUACAUGGAUAAAGUUCUCAUGGAAUUUGUGGAGAAUAGUAGGAAAUCUAUGAGAGAAGCUGGCCGGGGAGGUGGAGCUGAGUGCAGAGAGCUAAAACCAAUGGGUCUAGACAUCCCUUGGGGAAAGGAGGUGGAAGCUGUCUCUGCUCUGCUGUGCCCUAAUAACUUAAGCCCUCUUCUGAAAGACCACAGCUGAACCCCCUCGGUGCACAGACCAGCCAUACAUGCCAGCUCUUCUAGUUGCAGCUUUGAUCCUGAAUCAGUCUCACAGUGCCCCCUCCUGCACCAAUGCUCAGCAUCACCUUCUGAGAGCUCGGACUGAAAGAACCUGUGGAAAAGGAGUGCAGCCAAAGGGGCUGCUGAUACCCAACCCUAAUGGGAAUGCUUGUGGGGAUGCAGCACAUGUCUUAGCAUAAUGCAGGUCACAACAAAGGCAGUGAAAGUGUUUGCAAAUUUGCAUUCCCCAUGUCUUUGCUCUUCCCAUCUCUUAGGGAGUUCCUCAAGAGUUCCCAACAAGUUCUGUAAACUCUCUGCCAAAUAAAAACUGCAGCCACUGCAGGGGAGAACACAGUCCUCCCCCAGGAUCCGGCAGAAGCCACCUUUUAUAUGCCUGCUGGUGAUCAGUCUGUGAUACCUCUGACCAGCAAAUGGCUGCUAAUCCAAAUUGCAUUAGCAGCAGGCAGCUGUUUCCUUGCAGGAAGACGUGCAGACCACACAGCUAUACGCUCGAGGACAACUGCCUGCUUCCUGUUGCAGGACUCUGACCACAGUGUUACCCUUCUGGAGGAACACAUUUCACUACAGAGAAGGUCACAGACCAGAAUUAAUAUAUGGAGCUGCACUGAUCUUCACAGAGACUUCAUCUACAGUCAAAGAGAGGA
Meleagris gallopavo (turkey) is the source of this 2347-nucleotide messenger RNA. Lineage: Eukaryota; Metazoa; Chordata; Aves; Galliformes; Phasianidae. The record is from RefSeq and is a predicted model, not a curated record.